Messenger RNA from Osmerus eperlanus (European smelt), 1084 nucleotides. RefSeq names its product transcription factor 15-like. The record is from RefSeq and is a predicted model, not a curated record. NCBI's taxonomy places the organism in Eukaryota, Metazoa, Chordata, Actinopteri, Osmeriformes, Osmeridae. The transcript has 2 exons. Gene Ontology annotation, biological process: developmental process; regulation of transcription by RNA polymerase II. Bases 189 to 764 code for a protein of 191 amino acids. Gene Ontology annotation, molecular function: protein dimerization activity; DNA-binding transcription factor activity, RNA polymerase II-specific; RNA polymerase II transcription regulatory region sequence-specific DNA binding.
GCGGACCAUCCUAUGGGGACAUGUCAAUCUUUAUUUUUUAAAAGUUGAAUUCUUUCCCUUUUCAAUUGCAAACGGCAUAGUUGUCAGUCUACAUAAAUUAAUUCUGGUGAUAGGCAAACUAUUUUGCUGUUAAAGCGGGAAUAUUUGAGAUAGUAUUACUGGCUUCGGUUUUAAUAAUUUUGUUUUUCAUGGCUUUUACAAUGUUGAGGCCAAUAUCAACUCACCCGUUUUCCUACCCACCUCCUGACCUCAACAUGAUGUCCGACGACGACGAAAACAGGAGCGAGAGUGACGGUAGCUCGGAUCAGAGCUACGGAUGCUGUGCCAGCUCAGGGAAAUACCGAAAGAUUUCUCGCGUCGUUGGGGUUGGUGGGGUGGUUGUUGUCAAACAACGAAACGCAGCAAACGCCAGGGAACGAGACCGUACACAGAGUGUCAACACCGCCUUCACUGCGCUCAGAACACUAAUACCCACCGAGCCGAUGGACAGAAAGCUUUCCAAAAUUGAAACUCUCCGACUGGCCUCCAGCUAUAUCUCGCAUCUGGCCAACGUUCUCGUGCUUGGAGAUGGGCGCGAGGAUGGGCAGCCUUGUCUGAGCGCAGUGUACCGCGCGCGUGAUGGAGAGGCCAAGCAACCGAAAACGAUAUGCACAUUUUGCUUGAGCAGUCAGCGAAAAGGGGUGAAAGAUGGAAGAGACUGUGCCAAAAUGAAUGGCCCCCUGAAAUUGCAUGGAGCCAGUACACUGCGGAUGAAUCGGCGUUAAAACCCAAAUCGUCUGCCUCUGAGGAAUGUUGAACCCAAGCCCAGGCCAGACAUCAUGGGAGAAAAACGAUUACUCACCAAUGUAAAGGACAGAGUAUCAAUCUAUGGAAAAAGGCUUUGCCACAAAGACCAUUUUCAGGAAUAUCUGUGAGAGAAAAGACUGUUCCACCCAAACAACUGUCUCUACAAUCAUUCACAGGGGCAUCUGGCAAAAAUAGAAAGAAAAUAUGUUGAUUGAACACUGUUCGAGAGACAGCUUUUUAUGUUGUCUUUUUAACACAUUUUGUAUACUUUGAAAUUAAAUAUAUUUUUGAUAUAGUU